AUGCUACUACUCUUUGUACCAAUUUUAUUUCUCAUUUCGUUUGAUGGUUCUCUGACACAACAUUAUAAUGAUCAGAAAUUAUUGCUUGAGAUAAUCUUUGUAGUCGAUGGAUCAGGAUCAAUUGGAGAAACAAACUUUACGAUAGUGAGGGAAUGGCUUAUCAACCAGACAGUAAACAUAUAUGAAGUCUUUGGAGACUCUGCUCGUGUUCAAGUAUUACAAUAUGCAAACAAGGACAAUCCCUGGGACGGGAUAUCGAUUGAAGAUUCAAAGAAGUUUGUUAUUCCGUAUACGUUGCAAUAUCGCGUGAAUAAUGCAUCCUUUUUAACACCAUUGAUUAUGACCAUGCCAUACUUGAAUGGGGCAACUUAUACUUACUAUGCACUACGGAGAGUAAUGGAGGUGGAAUUUCCAAAAUCUGAUAGUUACGCAACAUCCAAGAAAGCAGUUAUCGUUAUAACUGAUGGCGAAGCUAAUGACGGUGCUUUUCUUCGUGGCUGGCAUGAUAAAUACAAACAUAUGGUUAACACGAUUGCAGUAGGAGUUGGACAUUACGAAAAGUUUUUGAACCAAUUGCAAAAUAUCGCAAACGGUGGCACGGGAAACGACAGAGUAUUUACCUAUCAGGAUUUCAGUGCACUACGUGGAAGCUCUUCUGAUAUUAUUACUGCUCUCAUCAAUUCAAGUCUGAUAUGGAGUUCCUGGUCGCCGUGUUCAGCAUCAUGUUCACCUGGUAUUCAAAUGCGAACAAAGACAUUUAACAAUGCAACAAGAACGUUGAAUGCAUUUUUAAAUCAGACAAAAACAUGCAACGAAGAUUUGUGCGCGCUCUACUAUGACAAUGACUUGCGAUGUGCAGGCCCUGGUAUCAUUCCUACCCAGUGCUCUGUGGAUGCAUUCAGAAAAUUUCUGCUAAAGAAUGUUGAUUGGGACGAAAUAGGACAAGAUGAAAAAAUAUUUGAAUCCCCAGUUAAAGGACUGAGAAUGAAACUCAAACAAAUCAAAUCACCAGGAAUGAACAUAAAAUUAGUGAAUAUAGAAAGAUAUGACGCUAAGAAGCCUUAGAAGGAAAAUGACCUCGA
Messenger RNA from Styela clava, 1082 nucleotides. The record is from RefSeq and is a predicted model, not a curated record. NCBI's taxonomy places the organism in Eukaryota, Metazoa, Chordata, Ascidiacea, Stolidobranchia, Styelidae.